Molecule: messenger RNA, 513 nt
Organism: Aspergillus mulundensis
Lineage: Eukaryota; Fungi; Ascomycota; Eurotiomycetes; Eurotiales; Aspergillaceae
Exons: 1
Coding region: 1-513 (170 amino acids)
Source: RefSeq, a predicted model, not a curated record
AUGUCGGAGGCCCUUUCCCUAUCCAACGCCCUCCCCCUCGCCCUCCUAACCGCAUCAACGCUCAUCCUCCUCCGCCCGGUGCUCAAACCCUUCUUCCCGGAACUCCCCGAAUCCCGCGAGCAGAAACACGACGGACUCGUGGCCAAGAUCACGGAGCUCAAAGACGCGGUCCAUAACCUCCGCACGCAGGUCGAGACUGCUACCAGGACGUUCCAGAGAGACCGGGAUGAGUGCGAGCGCUUGAUGCGUGAGAAUGAGGCGCUUCGUGGUGAGCUGCAGAGGUGCAGGGAGGAGAUGAGGAAGUCUGGGGAACAGCUGGGGCGUGCGAGGGAGGUUGUGGGGACGGGGUUUGAUGGGCAGGUUGAUGGGCGGGUUGAUGGGGUUGAUGGGGUUGAUGGGGUUUAUGGGCUUGAUGGGCGGGUUGAUGGGCGGGUUGAUGGGCAGGCUGAUGGACAGGUAGAUGGACAGGUGGAUGGACAGGUCGAUGAGCCGGUGCAGGUGGCUGAGCAGUGA